Molecule: messenger RNA, 825 nt
Organism: Microdochium trichocladiopsis
Lineage: Eukaryota; Fungi; Ascomycota; Sordariomycetes; Xylariales; Microdochiaceae
Exons: 5
Coding region: 1-825 (274 amino acids)
Molecular function (GO): oxidoreductase activity, acting on the CH-OH group of donors, NAD or NADP as acceptor
Source: RefSeq, a predicted model, not a curated record
AUGCCGUCCUAUCUUAUCACAGGUGCCUCUGGCAGUCUCGGUUUCGAGAUGGUCCGCCAAGCCUCGGCUGAGCCCGAGAACAUCGUCAUUGGCCUGGUGCGCAACAAGACCAAGAUGGCGGGCAGAAUUGCCAAGGAACUAUCCGACCGCACGAAUGUUCAUGUGGUAGAGUGUGAGCUUGCGGAUUAUGAGUCCCUCGCCGCAUCCGUGGAGCCCGUCUCGCAGAUCCUGAACGGCGGCCCACUCGACUAUCUGAUGGCCAACGCCGGCAUGGGGUCCAAGUGGUUCACGUUUAAGCCAUUUGAGCUGCAGGCCAAGGAGCCAGCACGCGUCACAGAGGAUUUCAACUCUCAAAUGGCCGUCAAUGUGAUUGCCAACAUCCACCUCUUUAAUCUCUACCUCCCUUUUCUCCGCAAGAGCGAGAUAAAGAAGGUCAUUACAAUCUCCUCGGCCCAUGCGGACGUGAUGCUUGCACAGAAGUACGACGUCAGCGAGGCGAUGGCAUACUCGGCCAGCAAGGCCGCGCUCAACAUGGUCGUUGCCAAGUACCACGCAAGCUACGGCAAGAGCGAGGGCGUGCUUUUUAUGGCGAUGUGCCCUGGAGUUCUCCUGAACGAUGCCGUGUUGGAAGAACCGGACGAGGACGCCAAAAAGUACGGACCGGCCAUGUUUGCCAAGUUUGCUACGUAUGCGCCUCAUUUCACGGGUCCCGCGCCCCCCGCUGGUCCUGCGAGCGACAUUUUCCGCAUUGCCGCGGCCGCCUCUGUUGAGGAUGGCUGGGGCGGCACUUUCACCUCGCACAAUGGCGGCACGCAGUGGAUCUGA